Phytophthora nicotianae INRA-310 is the source of this 234-nucleotide messenger RNA. RefSeq lists its product as hypothetical. The record is from RefSeq and is a predicted model, not a curated record. The transcript has 2 exons. Bases 1 to 234 code for a protein of 77 amino acids. Lineage: Eukaryota; Oomycota; Peronosporomycetes; Peronosporales; Peronosporaceae.
AUGCGCACUGGUGAUACGGAGACCCCAAGCGCUGAAGAAGAGUCGGUUGGGCGGAGAGAUGAAGAAACCGGAUCUGGGUGUGACGUGGAAGGCCAGGGUGAAUUGGACGUGAAGAGUGAAGACGAUGACGUGGAUGUGGUGAAUGAUAGCGUCAAUGUGGAUGUGGAGAAUGAUGCCGAGGACGUGGACGUGGACUAUGAUGGCGAGGGAAUGACGAUGGGGAAGUUUCUGUGA